AUGCGCCGUACGUUGCUGAACUCGGCGCGCGAGAAGCGCACUGUGCCCCACCCCCGCGACCGCUCGGUGCGGCAGCUGGAAAAAAAGGAGAAGCGCGCAAUCCGACUGGAAGCGCACAAAACCAAGCUCAAGAUGGAGAAAACGCUGCAGCUGAUGCGGUUUUUCUGGUUCCGGGAGCAGUGCAUUGCUCUCGGCUACACCACCACUGCCGUCCCAGAGGAGACGGUCGUGCAGCUCGUGCAGCUGUAUGUGGAUCGCAACAAGGAAGAGAUGUCGGUGCUGCGCCUGCAGCGCAACCCACCGGUGGGCCGCAUUAAGGUUCUUGAAGCAACCCUGCAGGCCGAGGAGGAUGAGCUGCACUCGGCAAAAGGGCUUCAGGUGCCAAGCAUGACGGAUGUCGAUGACGUCGAGAUAUUGACAGAGAUAUGGGACGGGGCACAGGAAACCGUUACGGUGGUGCCGCUGACCAGCAUUUCCAUGCAGCACCGUACGCCGCCGACGAAAGAGGCACUCGAGCAGCUGCUGCAGCGAUUGCGGCCGGUGGCGGACAUCCGCAAGGAGGCACCCGUGACACUGCCGAAGCGCGCUGUCAAGUUUCACGCCGCGCAGUCGCAACAGCAGUCGACCGCGCUGUCGCGCAAGAAAGUGUCCGUCAAGAAGACGGAGGACACCACGGCAAGCGUCAGGCUGCGCGUGAAAGCGCGCGAGGAGGUGAAGCAACAGAAGCGUCUCACAGCGCAGCGCAGCGCCGCAAUGGCGAGCCGUCGUGGUGUUUCGGCCGACGAAGACGCCUAA
This is a messenger RNA of Leishmania major strain Friedlin, 795 nucleotides long. RefSeq lists its product as hypothetical. Gene Ontology annotation, cellular component: nucleus. The transcript has a single exon. The coding region runs from base 1 to 795 and encodes 264 amino acids. Lineage: Eukaryota; Euglenozoa; Kinetoplastea; Trypanosomatida; Trypanosomatidae. The record is from RefSeq and is a predicted model, not a curated record.